Marasmius oreades (fairy-ring Marasmius) is the source of this 1805-nucleotide messenger RNA. RefSeq lists its product as uncharacterized. The record is from RefSeq and is a predicted model, not a curated record. NCBI's taxonomy places the organism in Eukaryota, Fungi, Basidiomycota, Agaricomycetes, Agaricales, Marasmiaceae. Gene Ontology annotation, cellular component: dynactin complex. The coding region runs from base 45 to 1733 and encodes 562 amino acids. The transcript has 5 exons.
AUGUGACAAAGAAACCUGAAUCACUCUCAUCAUCAGCUAGCUAUAUGCCAGCUCCCAGCAUCCUAUACCAUUGUCCAUGCCUUUCAACAUCACCAGUGCCUCCCCCUCCUCAUCUUCCUUCCUCAUCUUAUAGUUUCCACCCUCUACAUACCCUCUUCUUUUGUGAAGAGUGUGAUGCGGUCCGCUGUAAUCGUUGUGUUUCAGUGGAAGUCAGUGGUUAUUAUUGCCCAAACUGCUUAUUCGAAGUGCCCAGUGCGAGCGUCAGAGCGGAGAAGAAUAGAUGUGCUCGGAAUUGCUUCAUGUGCCCGAAUUGCAGAAACACAUUAUCCGUCGUUCCUUCUGACCCGCCGGAUCCCGGAGAUGGCAGGCUGAUGGUUCCAAUAAGUGCAGUUGGAGAGCCGCCUUUCUUACUCUAUUGUAACUAUUGUCGAUGGGAUUCUUCUGAAGUAGGCAUGACUUUCGAGAAACCCACUGGUCUGGCUGCUCAGCUCCAGAAGUUUGAAGACUCUGCCCUAGAUUCUUUGGAAUUUGACCGUUUGAAGGAACAUUUUGAACCCAUCAUACGUGCAUCAUCACUUUCUUCUUCUACCCUUCCGACUCAAGCAGCUCACUCACCGCACACGAAUCCUAUCACAGCAGCUGCGACCGCCGCUCUUGCGCGAGAUAUACCUGGCGUUGCGAAAUAUACUCCUCUAACACGAAGUCAACGAGGUCAUAAAGACAAAUCAGCCAACAAGGACGAGAUGCCGCAGUACAAGAGCAGAGUGGAUAUCACUACGGCUAGUAAACAUGGCACCGGUGGUGGGGAGUUGGAUGUAGAGAUGAUGAAACGAUUGGAAGAUGUGUCUGAGAUAGCGCGUCUGGAGCAGAGAUGGAGUUUGAGCUGGACAACGUCAAUCGAAACUAGAGAUCUGAAGCCCCUUCGAAUACCCUUACAUUCCAAGCGAUCCAAACGGUGUCCAGCUUGCACACACAUCUUGAUCAAACCAGAACAAAAAGCUCAAUCUGUUCGAUUCAAGAUCAAACUCGCCGCUGCCAGCUAUCUUCCUGCGAUCGUGGUGGCUCUCCCUCAUAGACAACAGGCAUUGGCGGUAGAGUCUGCGAAGCGUUCCAUGGUAAAGUCUACAACGGCACCACCGGACGAGGAUCGUGAAGGAAAAUGCGAGUUGCAAGCUGGAAAAACUUAUCCGUUCAAUCUUGCCUUGUCAAAUCCUCUAUACGACCCAAUACAAGUCAGAUUAUCGGUACAGAGAAUGCACGUAUCUCAUUCUGAGGGUGCUCCAGAUAAAGCGCGUCGACCACCCUUUGCCAUUUCCCUUCCCACGUCACCUUUUACUAUCUCCGCUUUUGCCGAAGCUUGGGAGUAUGAAGAGGACGACGAAAUGUUUGGGCUUGAUGACGACGAGGUGUUGGAGGCUCGACUGAGGGGUGAGAAGGAAAUCAAAACCAAACCAAAAUCUGUUGGGGUCCUGGAAAAGAAAGGCAACACGACGGUGAUUGGUGGAGAGGUUGUGAUUGGUAAGGAGGCUAGGGGAAAUGUCAAGUUCAAUAUGUUAGUCUCGUUUACCUACCGUUCAGACGAUCCUAGUCCGUCGGAGAGUAACGACAUGGGAAGUCCGUCGAAAGCGGGGUCUAAGGUUACGGAGACCAAGACUUUCGCAUUCUAUACGGUGGUGGAUUUGGGCGCUAUUAUUCCAAAGGAAGAAGCGAAGUAUAUUGAUGACAUAUUAUGAGCUUUAUCGCCUUGUUUCUUAGCCUACCCUUCACCUACAGUGAUAUACCCGUUUUAUGUCGCCAGCCUCUGA